Ipomoea nil (Japanese morning glory) is the source of this 2240-nucleotide messenger RNA. Its product is annotated as probable GTP-binding protein OBGM, mitochondrial. NCBI's taxonomy places the organism in Eukaryota, Viridiplantae, Streptophyta, Magnoliopsida, Solanales, Convolvulaceae. The coding region runs from base 629 to 2182 and encodes 517 amino acids. Gene Ontology annotation, cellular component: mitochondrion. Gene Ontology annotation, molecular function: GTPase activity; GTP binding. The transcript has 7 exons. The record is from RefSeq and is a predicted model, not a curated record.
UUACCUUCAAUUCGCGCGCACUGUCCAAAAACCUCAGCUCUAAACCUUCCGAACCGUACAAAAACCUCAGCUCCGCCGUGUCUCACCUCCGCCGUCGUAUCACCACCACACUACCUGCUCUUCGUCCUCCUCCGCCGCUACCGCUACAUGCCGCCAUUCCGACUACUUUGAACCUCAUCAACAACAAAAUCAAUGGGCUUCCCCCAAUAAUUCAUCCUUUUCUUCACAACCAGAAGUUAAAGAAGAAAACAACAGUUGGUCGGAGAGAUUGACGGCGACUCAGCGUUCCUGAUAGUACUACAAGUUCACCGGGAGCCCAACUCUGUCUUCUGCUCAAUAGGAUCAACCAGAUGCCUUAAUCUUUACUUGGCUACUAAGUACUAAAGUUUAAGUGAUUGAAGCGCAGGAGAUUCUGAAUCUUCUGGAUGGGGAGGAAAUAGCCAGGAGAAUUUACUAUUUUCCACACAGUGAACUAAGGCCUGCUUGGGACAUCAUCUUUUGUGGCAUGCAUUUUAGAUACUCUGGGUUUCACAGUAUAAAAUCUGGUGAAGGUUGAUAUUCAAGAGAGCCCUUGUCACUAUUUGAAUGUGGAAUCAACUAAUAUUGAACUGUUGAGGGUGACAUUAAUAUGUGGCUAAAUUGUGGGAAAUCCUCGUUCUUGAGGAAUGUGAGAAAAGUCUCGCAAUCACAAUUGGUUUUCCAGUUGUGUUCUUUCUCAGACAUUGCUCAGAAGAAGACAAAGCUUGCCCCACUGCAGGAGCGGAGAAUGAUAGACCGCUUUCGUAUAUGGGCAAAAGGAGGCGAUGGUGGCAACGGUUGUAACAGCUUUCGUCGUAGCCGGCACAAUCGCUUUGGAAGGCCCGAUGGUGGAAACGGUGGACGAGGUGGUGAUGUUAUACUUGAAUGUUCUCCAGCAGUCUGGGAUUUCAGUGGUCUUCAGCAUCACAUGAAUGCAAGGAGAGGGGGGCAUGGAACUUCCAAAAAUAUGAUAGGAAGCCGAGGCACUGAUGAGGUUGUCCAAGUACCAGUUGGCACUGUAAUUCAUGUUGUGGAAGGAGAACUUCCUUCUGCAGUUGAGAAAGUUUCUUCAACAACUUUAGAUCCCUGGGAUAUACCCGGUACACUUGCUACUCAUUCAUCUGAAUGCUGUCUACAAUCUCUUCCAACUUGUGAAACCGAAACCACUUUCAAGAAAACCGCCAGUCCUUGUGUUGACAACUCGACUAGUACCAGAUUAGCCACCUGUGCUUCGUCGGAUUCAUCUCAUGCUCAAAUUCCACGUUCGAGAAUGCUCGAAUGUAGUCAGUUGGAAGGUCAAGAUAGUGACGAUGAUGUGUCAGGAACGGAGUGGGAGGAUGAACGGGAGGAGAGUGAGAAUGUGGAAUACGAUGUAGCAGAAUUAACGGAACCAGGCCAACAGAUAGUUAUAGCUCUAGGGGGGAAGGGCGGGUUAGGUAACGUCUCUACGGGAAAGACUUCAAAGAAGACACAGAAGGGAAACGAUGACCCCGACACUGUUGACGCUGCAGAGUAUAUUGAUGAAGAAGUUGCAUCACUAAACGCUGGUUCGCCAGGCUCGGAGGUUGUUCUCGUGUUAGAGCUCAAGAGCAUUGCCGAUGUUGGUCUUGUAGGGAUGCCAAAUGCAGGGAAAAGCACCCUUCUCGGGGCUCUGUCAAAGGCGAAACCUACAGUAGGCCAUUACGCCUUCACGACACUGAGGCCAAAUUUGGGGAAUGUAAACUACGACGACUUCUCAGUUACAGUGGCCGACAUCCCCGGGCUUAUAAGAGGAGCGCAUGAAAACCGGGGGCUCGGGCAUGCAUUUCUACGGCACAUAGAGCGAACAAAAGUUCUGGCGUACGUGGUGGACUUGGCAGCGGCUCUAGGUGACAACAAAGGAAUACCGCCAUGGGAACAGCUUAAAGAUUUGGUUUUGGAACUCGAGCAUUAUCGCGAGGGUUUGUCGGAUCGGCCAUCCUUAGUAGUUGCAAACAAAAUUGAUGAGGAUGGAGCUGAAGAGGUUUAUGAAGAGCUGAAACAAAGGGUGUCUGGCGUUCCCAUUUUUCCUGUGUGUGCAGUUUUGGAGGAAGGAACCUCUGAGCUCAAAGAUAGUCUUAGGUUGCUUGUCAACGGUAUGGAAUCUUGCCGGUUGAAAUUAGACAAUAUUGUUCUUGAUCUCUAACCUCUUCAAAUUUUCCAAAACAAAUCCAAAGAACCUAAUUUAUUUAUGAAUUACUCCC